AUGCGAGAAUGUUCAAUUAUAAUCAGUCCAUACACAGUUAUGAUUUCAGCUGUUUUCCUGUUAUGUCUCAUUCUUUCUCUCCUUGGAAAUGCAAUCGUAAUCCUCACAAUCCUUGGAAAAUCGCAUCGAUCCCGAAGCAUCACCAAUUUUUAUCUUCUAAACUUGGCAUUUGCCGAUCUGCUUCGAAGUAUAAUCUGUAUUCCAAGUACUCUUCUUGGAGAACUGACACACUGUUGGCUCCUCGGAGCUGCCAUGUGUAAAAUUGUUGCAUUUUUACAACCUGUAGGAGUAUGUGCAUCUGCUUACACUCUGGCAGUCAUUGCUAUCGAAAGAUAUUACGCAAUAUGUCGACCAUUGGAGUCAAGGAAAUGGCAGACAAAGAAACGUGCUCUCAUCACCAUCUCCUUGGUUUGGUGUUUUUCGUUCUCUGCUAACCUUACCAGUCUCUUUCUCUACGAUGCCGUUCCAAUCGGUUCAAAAUUCACAUGUGAUUCCACGAGAGGACCUCUCGUGGACUUUAUAUAUCAACUAUAUUUGACUUUUACUCUCUUAUUCGUUCCAUUGGCUUUGAUGGUUGGACUUUAUGGUAACGUGAUAAUUACAUUGAACACUGCAAUCAAUAGUGAUCAUCCGACAGUUGAGCAACAAAUGAUCGAGAAAACUCUUCCAUCUCGGGCGUCCUUCUCCGACUGGUUCGUGAGUGCAGUCCAAAGAGUUCCAAGCAUGAAAGUCGUCUCUAAAACCUUUCAAUUCAAAGAGAAGAAUUCUCUAUCAAUCCCCCAAACAACUGGUCUCUCUGCUCGCCCCAGUCGAUCAUCGUUUUCUUCAUUUUUCUCAACGCCACGUGGAUCUUUUGAUGCAACAAUGCUGCUAAGAAGUACUAAUCAAGAAAAGAUUCUGAUAGCCAAGAAGAAAGUGACACGAAUGUUGAUAACUCUUGUCAUUGUUUUUGCCUUUUGUUGGGUUCCUUCAUACAUGUAUUGGCUUCUUUUACGGAUGGCUGAUUUGGCGGCAACAUCUCUCUGGAAUCCGGGACUUAACUCUUCUCUAACUAUUCUCACUUAUGUCAGUUCAUUGGCUAAUCCGAUUACUUAUUGCUUCAUGAACAAAUCAUUCCGAUCAUCUGUUCUUGCUUAUUGCCGUCCGAAGCCUAAACGUCCACUGACUCGCUGUUCUGCUAUGCCAACCCGCAAAUCGCCGUCAAAAGAAUCUCCGACUCAUGCUAUUCCAAUGAUAAAAAUUGAUCUUGUACUGGAUAGCAGUGUUCAUAUUUAA
Molecule: messenger RNA, 1275 nt
Organism: Caenorhabditis remanei
Lineage: Eukaryota; Metazoa; Nematoda; Chromadorea; Rhabditida; Rhabditidae
Exons: 10
Coding region: 1-1275 (424 amino acids)
Biological process (GO): neuropeptide signaling pathway
Cellular component (GO): membrane
Molecular function (GO): neuropeptide receptor activity
Source: RefSeq, a predicted model, not a curated record